Ctenocephalides felis (cat flea) is the source of this 828-nucleotide messenger RNA. RefSeq names its product sarcoplasmic calcium-binding protein-like. The record is from RefSeq and is a predicted model, not a curated record. Gene Ontology annotation, molecular function: calcium ion binding. Lineage: Eukaryota; Metazoa; Arthropoda; Insecta; Siphonaptera; Pulicidae.
AUGGCUUCCACUUUGUUAAGGAUAGGAUUAAGGAACGUUAAUGGUAUCUUAGAAAAACAUUUGGGUGUACUAUCAAUUUGUCUCAAUGGUGCCCAAAAUAGUGGCGUGAAUUUACUGCAUACACAAAGUCUGAUUGGCCAAACGACAAAUACAUUAGUGAAGAAGAAAGCCCAAGAAUAUUCCCUACAAAACUGCCGAAGGUAUUCCGAUAAAAGGGCGACCAAGGGACGCCAACAAAGUGAUUCUGAUAGUGAUUCGGAUAGCGAUGACGAGGAUCCCAAAAGAGACAGGGGUUCAAGUGCAUUUUGGAGAAGAAAAAUGCGAACCUUGCAUGGAAUUAUGGACGUCAACAAGGACGGAAUCUGGUCCUACGAUGAUGUACUAUUGAUGACUGAACGUUUUACAGCUUUGGGACAUCUUUCCGAUGCUGAGAGCGAAGAAUUCAAAAAUAUUAUGACGCGCACAUGGGAGGAGCAAUGGGGCGAGGUAUCUCCUUACAAUUUGGUAACAGUUGAAAAAUACUUGGAAGAAAUGCAUCACAUGUUGAAUGAUAAAGAUCUCAAAAAGAAGAUUUCUAGUUUCCUGCCAUAUUUAUUCAAGGCUGUUGACAAAGAUAAAUCAGGAUACAUAUCCGUGCAAGAGUUCAAAUUAUUCUUUGCCUGUCUCGGUCUAUGCCAGGACGCUGCAGCUGUUUCCUUUGCAAUUAUCGACACAAACCAAGAUGGAAAAUCUAUGAAGGAAUUUGUUAAGCAUGGCAGAGAAUUCUUUGUUACUGAAGACGAAAAUAGAAUCUCAAAAAUGUUCUGGGGCCCACUUUUGGAACGCUAA